UUCACAUACGACGUCGUUUUAGCGUCUGUAGUUCGUAUGAACUACGAAAGAUUAUCAUUAUUCUUAACUUCUUAAAAGCGUUAAUAUGACGCGUGAACUAAACUGAUAACUCAUCGACUUGGCUCAAACGCCUCAAACGUGUCCCACAGCAGUUCAUCGCGUUUGGCGUUUCGUCGAGACGUCGGUCCGACUAUACGAUCAUGCAUCUCUCUAGUGUCGACCUAUCGUGCUCCGGAGUAGUCUGUUAGGCGCGCGUUUGUCAUCCUUCGUAACGAUCGGCAGGAUCGAUUUGUGAGAGUGCUUUUGAGUGUACUCCGCAAGUGUCGGUACAUGAUAUUAAUUCGACCUGACAAUGGCGUUGAAUCCGACGUCUGCCAACGAUCACACAGUCAACAAAGUGGCUGUGUGUUCGGCGAUUUUUGCCGGUUUUGCGUACGUCGGGUAUUCGGUUGCUAAGAACGCGUUCGGACGACGUUUGGGCAGGAAGAACGACGAUGGGUACCAUCAUGAGGACCAACGCUUGUAUUUUCGCCGUUUGUCCCAGACAACUCAGACAGACGUCCUACUUGGAAACUUGGACAACUCAGAUACCAGCCGUGUGUUCCUUCGACCUAUGACCGUCCAGCAAAGAAUUAAAGAGCUUAAUUUACGGGCAAGAAUGUUUGCUGACACGAUGAUGGCUAUACAGACACCUUCAGGCAAACAUUCCUUACAUGGUCCUAGGAGUUUACAGGCGUCACCAUGGAAUUCACCUAAAAUAAUGAGUCCUGUGGAUGUUAGACAUAUACUAGGGAGUCGGUCCACAGAAAAUUUAAGAUUGUGUGAUAACUAUGCUUUGGAAUCAAAUUUUGGUACACCGUUAAGAAGAAAAAGUUCCAACAGAUCAUUAAGAAGAAAAUCUCCGCAACCAGGCGAACACAAACUUUCUAUAAGUCAGUCUAAUCAAGAUAUGGAAGAAUUUGAAAAGAUCAACCAACCAUCUUUGUUGAAUAGACCUAUGGAACCGAAUGAAGCUAAGAGUUUAUUAUUAUUGAUGGGAUCCAGAGAUAUUCUAGUACUUGAAAAAGUACUUGUAACUGUUAGUAAUUUAGCAACAUUUACUCCAAACCAAGAAGUAAUGAGGGAAGCUGGAUACUUGAGCCAACUUCAACAGUUGAUUUAUCAUCCUGAAGAAUCUGUUCAAAUAACUGCUCUUGUAGCACUAGGAAAUUUGGCUUUAAACAAAAAUAAUUCAAAAGAAAUGAAGGAGACAAUACCAAUGUUAUUAGCCCUAAUGAAAAUGAUGGAUUCGGAUGAGAUUAUUUACAAUUGUUUAUCUACUUUGACCAACAUUGCAGUAUUCCAUAUGUGGCACAGUGAAUUGCAACCGGCUAUACAUACUUUAUAUGGUUUAUUAGAAAGUCAAAAUAACAAAGUUGUUCUUCAAUGCUUAAAACUAUUAAUAAAUUUAUCUUGUAAUGAUGAUAUGAUUCCUCAUCUUUUAGGAGGACAGGCUCCCAAAAAACUAUUAUCCAUGUUGCACUUGAAUGAAAAUGAGGAUAUUCUACUUAGAGUUGUAACAUUGUUUAGCAAUCUUACUGAUGCUGUAAAAGCAAUGGAAUUGGAUCCUGUAUUAGAUUUGCCUGUAGAAGAUAAAGCUGCAGCUCCUGAUACUAUCAGGUAUGCCAACAUUUAUGGUGUUAAUGUAGUAGAGAAAAUACGCACAAAAAGUUUAGUAUUGAUGAAACAGCAUAAAAAUGAAGAAAUCAGAGUUCGCGCACAAAAAAUCUACAACGCUCUAUCUGACUAAAUUUAUGUUGUAAACAAAAUUAUUUUUACUAAGCUAACAACAUAACAUUCCGAUAGUAUUUGAGUUUUUAUUUACUAUUUAAAAAAAACUUACCAACGAAUACCUUGUUAAAAAGUAAGUUUUAUUACUAUUUACUGGGCUUAUAAAAUUAUAAAUAUUAUAUAUUAUUGAUACAAAUUAACAUUCUGUUUGAAAUAUUUUAGUUAGUAACAUAAUCUACUAUAGAGUUGUUUUUAUCACUUUUUAUUAUUAUCACUGUUGUUUAUAGCAAUAAUUGUGUGGUUUGCUACUUUAUUAGGAAUUGAGUUCCUAGAAAUAAAUAAAUUGUACUUUUUAUAUAGUGCCAUACAUAGUUUAAUUAGAAUUUACUUUAGCAAACAUCAUUUAUGAACAUUUUUAUUAAUGUUUUGUUACCAUUUGACUAUUUAGUGAGUAAAAACAUAUGCAUAAUUUAAUCCAACAAAUCUCAAGUAUUAUAAUUUAUAAAU
This is a messenger RNA of Melanaphis sacchari, 2277 nucleotides long. RefSeq lists its product as uncharacterized. The record is from RefSeq and is a predicted model, not a curated record. Gene Ontology annotation, cellular component: mitochondrion. The transcript is spliced from 8 exons. Bases 353 to 1789 code for a protein of 478 amino acids. NCBI's taxonomy places the organism in Eukaryota, Metazoa, Arthropoda, Insecta, Hemiptera, Aphididae. Gene Ontology annotation, molecular function: protein binding.